Cynoglossus semilaevis (tongue sole) is the source of this 1366-nucleotide messenger RNA. RefSeq names its product high mobility group nucleosomal binding domain 3 (gene hmgn3). Gene Ontology annotation, biological process: chromatin organization. Gene Ontology annotation, molecular function: nucleosomal DNA binding. The transcript has 7 exons. Gene Ontology annotation, cellular component: chromatin; nucleus. The record is from RefSeq and is a predicted model, not a curated record. Bases 156 to 515 code for a protein of 119 amino acids. NCBI's taxonomy places the organism in Eukaryota, Metazoa, Chordata, Actinopteri, Pleuronectiformes, Cynoglossidae.
GGAGUGCAUAUAAUCAACAUAUUACCGAAGGUGUUUAGAUAUUGAUCCUGUAAUACGAGGUAGUUGAAAUUCAGUUCUCUUGCGCCGUAUAGUUUGACUUUACAUAUAUAUAUAUAUAUAUUACCGCGAUCUGUGGAUAAUAUAUCACGCGUAAAAUGCCGAAGAGAAAGUCACCAGAGGAGGCUGAGGUGAAGGAGACCUCCAAAGCCACAAAACCAAAACAAGAGCCAACCAGACGGUCAGAGAGAUUGUCAGUGAAACCUGCUCCAUCCGAGCCUGAGGCCAAGGCUAAGAAGGCCGCUGUUAAGAAAGUGGCCCAAGAUAAGGGGACAAAGGCAAAGAAAGGUGGCGCUAAGGGAAAGAAGGAAGAUGGUCCUGCCCAGAACGGAGACACCAAGACCAAUGAGAUCUACGUGUCUCGUACGUCUGUCAAUGUGUCAUCCUUCAGAAGCGCAGCUCCCUCCCUGAUGUCGGUCAGAGGGCAGAGUGAAACUGUUAAAGUUAAGGGUAACUGAGGCAACGGACGAGGCAGCUGAUGAGAAGGCAUAAAGAAACGGACGCGUCCGCAGGCUCGUCUCCUCUGACUCCAUGGCAGCAAAGCAUCUUUUUUUAUUGAUGAUUUUUGUACCAUGCAGGUUUUUUUAGAUUUGUGAUAGUUGAGAUGGACAACCAGCACCCCUCCACCCAUACUGUAUUUUCUGUCUCCUCCCAUCUUACCGCCCACAGUAUGUCUCUGUUCACUUCUCCUCCAUCCUCCGUUCUACAACACUGUCCAUUACGCCUCACAAGUGAAUUGGUUUCACUGGGCAGCUGCAAAUGAUCUUCAUUGUGCCUGUAGGUGGGGCUAAAGCUGGGCCACUGGGUCAUCUGUAAACCAGCUCCUUGAAUUUGUUAUAAACACCCAACAAAUUAGCAUCCAGAUAAUCAGGCAUGUUGACGAAUAAGAAGAUAUGUUAGAUCUCCUGACAUUUCUCAGUUUAAGUCAAGCAGGUGCAAUAACAUGUCAGCAGUAUUCGCCUGCGGAGCUCCAACAAACCAAGACCUCAGUCACCAUGUAGUAUAAUGUGCAGCUUUUUUAGAAAAAAAAACAAAAACAACCAAUAACAACUUCAGAAUCACAUCCAUUGUGUUUCACCUUGCUCCUUUUGUAUGUGUGUGUAUGGGCAUGAAUGUUUGCGUGAGUCUGUUUGACAUUGUUCACUUUGCUCCUUUACAUCACUCCCCCCCAUCCCAUCCCACCCCGGACGCAGCAGAGUGACAUAGCAAUAAUGAGUGGUGCUUCUGUUUUAGAUGACUAUUGGCUUUGGACCCUGUAGUUUCAUUCUGUUGGGAAAAUAUUUUGAAAUAAAACAAAAAUUUGAUGUCA